This is a messenger RNA of Brassica napus (rape), 2792 nucleotides long. Its product is annotated as pyruvate dehydrogenase E1 component subunit alpha-1, mitochondrial-like. NCBI's taxonomy places the organism in Eukaryota, Viridiplantae, Streptophyta, Magnoliopsida, Brassicales, Brassicaceae. The record is from RefSeq and is a predicted model, not a curated record. The transcript has 7 exons. Bases 1967 to 2479 code for a protein of 170 amino acids. Gene Ontology annotation, molecular function: oxidoreductase activity, acting on the aldehyde or oxo group of donors, disulfide as acceptor.
AAAAAAACCAAAUAUAUGUUUUAAGUUGUAAACAAAAAUAUCCAUCUACUCGUUUGCCGAUCAUUGAGAUUUGUAGUCUUUAACUGUGAUGGUGACGCCUGGUUAGAUGUAAUCAUGAAGAAGAACAUGAAAUUGAAGACACCACAUCAGAUUGUUAUUAGAUGUAAGUUUUGUGACAUUCAAUAUGUUCAUUUCUUAAAAAGAAAUAUUUCUUAUUUGUGUCGAUUUUUCAAUAUGUAUUAAAGUCAUGGUACUAAAAGGUGGCAUGAGAAAAGAGAUGUUUGGUAUAAAAGAAAGAGAAUAUAGAGAAACAAAAUCAUCUAUCAAAAGGAAUAUAAAAUAUUUGGAGUAUCAUAGACUUCUUUGAUAUCGAAGAUGUUCACUGUGGUUCUGUGUUGUAGAGAAAACAUGUCCAUCAAAAAUUUCGUACAUACAGGACUAUCUGUCGAUUCGAGUGUUACAGGGAGAAUUGCAUAGUGUAAGCGUUGUUCGUGAAGUUGUUUAUCAAAUAUUGCGUAUGUUGUACAUAGUUGAUCCUCAUAUAUAUUAAAAAUAUAAAUAAUAUGACAAGAAAUUCCCUAAGAUAAUACUAAAAAAGUUUAUUACAAAUAUAUUACACAAGGAUCAAAAUAACAAAUAGUUUUCAUUAAAAAGGUAAAAAACACAUGUAUCGAUAGGGUUAACUAAUAUUUAUAGUUUAGAUUUGAGUAGUAGAAUUUUGGGUAGAAUUUAGGAUUUUUAAAAAUAGUAUUUAAAAUUUAAAAUACUAAUUUAAAAAUAGUUUCAAAAAUAAUUUUUAAAUUUCAAAAUACAAUUUUGAAAAGGAAACGACAAAAAAUUGAAAAAAAAAAUUCAAACUGAAAGAAGUUUCUCGGAAAUAUUUUUUAUAUUAUAAAUAUAUCAACCAUCCUCUAUCUAAUUGUUGAUUAUCUUUUGGAUAACCUAAAUUAUUUGUAAUCGUUGAGCACCAACUUUACUAACAAGAGAUUUUUAGAGUCAUUGAUUGUGAUGGUGGCACCUAGGUGUGAUUUGGAUAUAUUGAAGUAUGCAGGGACAUCAUAAUCAUCAGGAAUAUCAUAAUCAUCAAGAAGAACAUGAAAUUGAAGACUCUGCAUCAGAUUGUUGCUAGAUGCAAGUUUUGUGACAUUUAAUAUGUUCAAAUAUAAAAAAUCAUAUUUGUGUCAAUUGUUUCAGCAUGUGUUGAAGUCAUGGUGCUGAAGGCGGCUGGGAUAAAAGAGAUGUUUGGUAUGAAAGAAAUAGAAUAGAGAGAAACAAAAUAAUCUAUCAAAAAGAACAAAAAUAUUUGGAGUAUCAUAGAAUACUUUGAUAUUGAAGAUGUUUGUUGCAGUCUUGUGAUGCGAAGUGAGUUGAUACACUAAAAGUGUGUCUUUUAUACUGCAAGCAAACAGUGUUGUUGUAAUAUUUGAUAUUCAAUUCCAGAAUACCAGUUUACACUUUAUCUUUAUGAGUUCAAUAUCAGCUAAAAAAAUGUGGAAGUUUUAAGAUUUGUGUAUUGUGAUAAGUAAGUAACAAAAUUAAUCAAAGAUUUCAGAUGAUUCGUCGUUUUAUGGUGGGCAUGGGAUUGUUGGUGCUCAGGUUCCGUUAGGGUGUGGGAUUGCUUUCGCGCAGAAGUAUGCUAAGGAGGAGGCUGUGACGUUCGCUAUGUAUGGUGAUGGUGCUGCGAAUCAGGGGCAGCUUUUCGAAUAUAUCUGUCUUUGGGAUUUGCCUUCCAUUCUUGUCUGCGAGAACAAUCACUGUGUAUAAGAGCAAUAUUAUUGGGGGUUUCUUGCUCUUAGGUUCUUAAAGUACAUAUUUGUGUAUGUAUAUAUUAUAUAUGCGUAUGUAAUUGCGGGGUUCUAAGAUUUACGGAAAACUCAAUAAUAUUAACGUUUUCAUUCUUCUUUCUUUGUUUUUUUUUUUUUAAUUUCCUUUUGGAUUUCUUAUUGAUGUGGUUUGUGCAGAUGGGAUGGGAACUGCUGAUUGGAGAGCUGCCAAGAGCCCAUCUUACUAUAAACGUGGUGAUUACGUUCCUGGUUUGAAGGUAGAUGGUAUGGAUGCAUUUGCUGUCAAACAAGCGUGCAAAUUGGCUAAGGAGCAUGCCUUGAAGAAUGGACCGAUAAUUCUUGAAAUGGACACGUACAGGUACCAUGGUCACUCCAUGUCUGACCCUGUGGGAGCACAUACCUUUACAAGAGAUGAUAUAUCUGGUGUGAGACAGGAACGAGAUCCAAUUGAGAGAAUAAAGAAGCUGGUACUAUCUCAUGACCUAGCAACCGAGAAGGAGCUUAAGGAUUUUUUUAUAAACCUCAAUAUUGAUAUGGAGAAGGAAAUUAGAAAAGAAAUAGAUGACGCCAUUGCCAAAGCUAAGGAUUGCCCAAUGCCAGAGCCUUCUGAGCUUUUCACCAAUGUGUACGUGAAGGGAUUUGGCACCGAGUCAUUUGGAGCUGACAGAAAAGAAGUCAAAGCCGCGCUUCCAUGAAGGUAUUGUUCGUUAAACUGCCAUGUGGCAUGACCAAGUUCUUUGAUAGGAAGCCAUGAAAUAAAGAGGCUUUUGGGCAGACUGUUGUGUGCUCUGUUCAAGGUCGUUAAGACAAACAUAUGAUUUUUGUGAAGCUUUUGUGUUCAUAUCUAAGUUUACUUCUGCUUGUUUUCUGUUCUUCUGAAUCGUUCCAUCUCAGGAUUCAUAUUCAAGCAAUUGGCUUUGAUCUUCUUAUUGUUGCACUCCAGUAGUAGAGUUUGUUUCUUUUUAAAAAAUAUGACAAGGAAAUACAAAGAGCAAUGGUCACUUCUGU